Messenger RNA from Olea europaea var. sylvestris, 1080 nucleotides. Its product is annotated as 50S ribosomal protein L3, chloroplastic. The record is from RefSeq and is a predicted model, not a curated record. Gene Ontology annotation, biological process: translation. Bases 50 to 886 code for a protein of 278 amino acids. The transcript is spliced from 2 exons. Gene Ontology annotation, molecular function: structural constituent of ribosome. Lineage: Eukaryota; Viridiplantae; Streptophyta; Magnoliopsida; Lamiales; Oleaceae. Gene Ontology annotation, cellular component: ribosome; chloroplast envelope.
GUAGAGCCUCCCCCCCUCGCCGUUCUCUGCCUAUCGUCCAACUCUCGCCAUGUCAAUUACUUCCCUCUCCCCCACAAUCCCCACAGCCUACGCCACCAAUGCCUCUUCCUCCUCCUCCCUGUCCUUCCGCUCCUCGCUUCUCCUCCGCCUCCCCAUUAAGCGCCUCUCCAACCUCUCCCUUUCUGCCACCACUUCAAAGAAAACCCCACUCAUCUCUGCAUCAAUGGAAGCUGGAAUUGGUGUAAUGGGCACGAAGCUAGGCAUGAUGUCAUUCUUCGAUGAUUCCGGGGCUGUAAUCCCCGUAACCGUAGUCGGAUUCCGGGAGGGCAACAUUGUUACUCAGGUCAAGACCGAGCUCACUGAUGGUUACAAUGCGGUUCAGGUCGGGUAUAGGAGAGUCCGAGACCGAAAAUUGACGAAACCGGAGAUGGGGCAUCUGGAGAAGUCCGGAAUUAUCCCUUUGCGCCACUUGCAGGAAUUUAGGCUCCAGGCCGUUGAUGGGUUUGAGCCCAAUCAGAGACUUUCGGUUGAGGAAUUGUUUAAGGAAGGGGAUUUGGUUGAUGUUUCUGGUACCACCAUUGGGAAGGGAUUUCAAGGUGGAAUCAAGAGACAUAACUUCAAAAGAGGUCCUAUGACUCACGGGUCGAAGAGUCAUAGACAACUUGGGUCUAUUGGUGCUGGCACAACUCCUGGACGUGUGUAUAAGGGUAAGAAAAUGCCUGGAAGAAUGGGAGGCACUAAGAGUAAGAUUCGGAAGCUGAAGAUUGUCAAGAUUGACAAUGAACUUAACGCUGUGAUGAUCAAAGGUGCUGUUCCUGGUAAGCCUGGUAAUCUACUACGCAUUACUCCGGCGAAGAUUGUUGGGGUAAAUAUACCAAAGAACUAGGCUGUUUUGACAUUUAAAAGUCCAUGUAAUUUAUUUUUUGUAUGAGUGGCAUUAUCAAAUUUUCAGAUGCUGUGCCUAUAGUUACUGCACCUUCAUACGUGUUAUGCUCAUUUGAGAUGUGAUUAUUCCAUGGAAUCUUCUAGGACCAACAUCACUGAGAAACUGGUUCAAAUAGCAAAGUGAGAAGGUUACUA